AUGGAUGGUAAACGAGAAUCCAAGAAGGAAUCGAAGAAGGGCCUCAAGAACAUGCUCUCCCUGCGUAGAAAAGAGGCACCAGGGUCAGCUGUCAGCGCAGGCAACGGUGGUGCAGGAGAUAGUUACUCACGGGAUCAUUCAACUGGCUCUCACCACAACGGUGGGCGUGCUCAUGAUAGCUUUUCAGACACUCCUCGUCUCUCUUUCGAUAAUUCCAAUCUCGCCCAUUACCCAGAGGAGAAGAUCAAUGAGCUCUUUGAAUCCAUGCUGGAGGAUAUGAACAUCACUGGAGAUAAGCGUGCUCCUCUCCUGGAUAAACCCCUUAAAUUUAAAAUCGAAAUGCUGGCGUCUUCAAAAUAUGGAGCGAAUAAAACGUCAGGUAGUCCUGCUCACUAUUGCAAGGAGUUGGGGAACGCGAAGUUCUUGAGUGAAAAGGAAAUCUUCAAGACUCUCGAAUCUCUACGAGUUGCUCUCCUUAAUGGACGAGUUAGUUGGGUGAAGGAGUUCAACAACAAUGAAAAUGAUGGUCUGAACCUUCUGCUUGAAUUUCUUGCUCCUACUCAGAAUCGAACUAUUACAUAUUUGAGUUUGAGAUGCGUUCGUGCUCUAGGUAAUUGUGGUUAUGGUCUCUAUGCCUUGGUUGACCACGAUACUGCUUCCACAUUCAUUGCGAGGUGUCUCAAUGUUCACGAUGCUCCUUUGAUGGAGUGUUCUCUUGAGCUACUCUCUACGAUGGCCAUGUGUAGUCUGAAAGGUCAUGAAAAAGUUCUCGAAGGUUUGACUUUCUGUUCAGAAUUUACCCCCAAUCAUCCUCCAAGAUUUGAACCCCUUAUUCAAGGCCUUUCCAACCCUGAUCUUGCUUGCGCCUGUCUACAGCUUAUUAACGUACUUGUCUCGGCUCGAUUUCUCUCUGGCGAGACUAUUGUCCUGGACUAUCGUAUUCAUCUGCGUUUGGAACUCGCCAGUCUUGGUCUUAAUCAAUGUCUCUCGGAGUUGGAUAAAUCCACUGAUCCCAACAUUAUCAAUCAUGUGGGUAUAUAUCGGCGAUUCGCUGAAGCAGAUAAUAUCGAACUGUGCGAGCGGUUCGAUGUUGCUAGAGCAGAUUUAAAUGACGUGGAGCAGGUCUACCAGCUCAUUCAAAGGUCUGUGUCCAACACUCCUUCGGAGAAAAUUUUCUUAUCGAUUCUUCAGCAUCUCUUGUUCAUUAGGGAAGAGCCCCAUCGCCAUCAUUACUACAAUCUCCUAAAUGAAAUUGUUGCCCAAGUUGUACUACAGACCGAUGGCGUCGAUAUUGAUCCAGCUUUGGGUACCUUACGCCUGGAUAUUGAAGGAACUAUUAACGCACUGAUGGAAGCCUAUAAACAAUCAGAUGGAGGAAGUGGGGCUAAGGUAGAGGAAUUGCAAAAGAAGUUAGAUCAAGCUCUACAGGAAAAACAGGAAUUGGAAGCCACGCUUGAGAAGCUGAAAUCAAAUAUUGCUAGUGGUGGUGGGAUCAGUGCUGGUGGAGAAACUGGUAGCAGCACGAAUGUGCCCUCCCCCCCUUCAGGGGCUUCAGCGCCCCCACCUCCUCCGCCUCCUCCACCACCGCCUCCUCCUCCGCCACCUCCGGGAGGCCCUGGUGGUCCUACGAUGCCACCACCCCCACCCCCUCCUCCUCCAGGUGGGGGUAUUCCACCACCACCUGGUGCUCCUCCCUUGGUUGGCGGCAUUUCUGCAACUCCACCUCUUCCCUUUGGCAUGAAAGCCAAGCCCAUCUAUAAACCCAAGCUUCCCAUGAAAAAGGCAAAUUGGGAUAAAGUGGAUCAGAAUGCUUUAGCUAAAGACUCUGUCUGGGUGAAGAUACAGGAGAAUGAGCUCGCCUCGGAUGAUCUAUUCGCUUCACUGUCGGAGAAUUUCAACUCUAAACCGAAGAAAUUUACCGGUAGUGGUGAUAGUGAAGCUGGAGAAACUGGUCGUGGUGGUACCAAGGGUGGUGUUGGGACAGCAGCUAUAGCCAGGAAGGCGAGACAUUUACGAGUUUUGGACGGUAAAACUGCUCAAGCACUGUCUAUUCUUCUCGGUUCAAUAAAAGUUCCAUAUGAUGAACUUCGAAGGCGAAUUGUUGAGAUUGAUGAGGCUUUACUCUCUCCGGGCAUUGUGGAACAAUUGUUAAAGGCCCUUCCCGAACCAGAGGUGAUUAGACAAGUUGUUGAGCUGUCUGCAGAUUAUGACGAGCUAGGAGAAGCCGAACAAUUCCUUUGCAAGGUGGGCACAAUAAAGAAACUCAUACCACGUCUGAAAUCAAUACUCUUUAAAAUGCGCUUCCAGGAGAGAGUGGAUGAAAUCAAGCCUGACAUUGUUGCAGUGACUGAAGCGUUGAAGGAGUUGAGACAGAGUAAACACCUCGUUCAAGUGAUUGAACUUGUUCUCCUGUUUGGAAAUUACCUUAACGCUGGCUCGCGUAAUGCUCAAUCCCUGGGCUUCCAUCUUUCAUUCCUUCCCAAAUUGACGGACACAAAGGAUGUUGUUGGAAAAUCUACCCUUCUUCAUUUCUUGAUUAGAGUUCUUGAAAAGAAGUUCCCCGAUAGUGUAUUUGGUCUCACUAAUGACUUGUCCUACAUUGAUCGAGCCUCACAUUUCUCUGAGGAUGCUACUGCUGCAGCUAUUACUGAAAUGAAGAAGUCAUCGGACGCAUUGGAAAAUGAUUUGAGAACAUACACAAUCACGGAUCCUAAAGACAACUAUCCCACGGUGAUGAAACAAUUCCUCGCAGAAGCCCAGCAACAAACAGAAGUGGUUGAAAGUAUGUUCAAACGAGUGCAUGAGAGGCAUGUUGAAGUGGCUGCGUACUUCGCAUUCGAUCACAAUAAGUACUCAAUUGAGAGUUUGCUAGAUGAUAUGAGUAAGUUCCUCUACUCCUUUAAACGUGCUGUGACGGAGAUUCAAGAACAGAGAGAGUUGGAGGAGAAACAGAAAAGGUUGCUUGAAGAAAGGCAACGACGAGAGGAAGAAAAGGCUGCAGAAAAAGUCGCUGGUGGAAUCAACAGAAAACCCACAGAAGACGAUGGAAAUGUUAUCGAUAAUCUCAUUGAAUCACUUAAAAGUGGUGCCGCUUUCGGUGCGGACGGUUUCGGCCCACCUGUUAGACGUCCUAGGAAUCGAAAUAUUCCUCCUGGAGCUAAUAUGUCCCCUGCGGCUGUUGCCCUGCGCCAGAAUCUUGUCCGUCAGCGAUCCAGACGUUUGGUUCAACCUCUUGAAGGCCGAUGA
Rodentolepis nana is the source of this 3246-nucleotide messenger RNA. The record is from the annotation of a GenBank genome assembly. Lineage: Eukaryota; Metazoa; Platyhelminthes; Cestoda; Cyclophyllidea; Hymenolepididae.